AUGAUAACUUUUCAAGCUGUUGAGGAAGUGAGUAACCCAAUCCCAUCCAACCUGAAGUCUGAGGCCAAGAAAGCUGCCAAGAUCCUGAGAGACUUCACCGAGAUCUCCAGCAGAAAUGGGCCAGACAAACUCAUCCCCGCUCACGUAAUAGCUAAGGCUGAGGGUCUGGCCAUCAUCUCUGUCAUCAAGGCAGGCUUCAUGAUCACAGCCAGAGGAGGCAGCGGAGUAGUAAUCGCCAGGCUUCCUGACAAACGCUGGUCAGCACCUUCAGCUAUUGGCAUCGCUGGUCUGGGUGGAGGCUUCGAAAUCGGGGUGGAGGUGUCAGACUUGGUGAUCAUCCUGAAUUACCGGAGGGCCGUCGAAGCCUUCACAAAGGGUGGGAACUUGACGCUUGGCGGGAACGCCACUGUCGCCGUGGGACCUGUUGGAAGGAACGUGGAGGCUGAUGUGGCUCUGCGGAGUACUGCAGCUGUGUACACCUACUGCAGGUCCAGAGGUUUGUUUGCAGGUAUUUCUCUGGAGGGAUCCUGCCUCAUUGAACGCAAAGAAACCAACCGCAAAUUCUACUCCCAAGACAUCCGCGCAUCUGCCAUUUUGAAUGGUGAUGUGGAACCGCCGUCAGAGUGCUAUGACCUCUACCACAUCCUAGAUGUCUACACUGAGGCCUACACCUCCGACUGGACAAGCAAGAACUUGCAAACUAGGUCAUCCGUUCGCCCAGCCAGACCACCAGCUCCGAUCCAGUCAAAGCCACCAAGCUACUCCGAGGUGUCAGCAGCCAGUGCCGGAGCUGGAGUAAGGACUAAAAACACUCUCUACCCAAGUGUCUCUGUCUAUAAAUCUGAAACCUCAAGUAAGUUUGCCUCCAGAAACUCUCAGAUGAACGAUUGGGGAUCAUCAGAGGGUGGAGCCACUGGGCUGAUGGUUGUCACAGCGACACAUCCCUUUGCAGGGGAGCAGCCAGGUGACCUCAGCUUUGUUCCAGGCGACCGUAUCACUGUCAUCACGAAGACAGACUCCCAGUAUGAUUGGUGGGAGGGGCAACUGGAAGAUGGUCGGGUUGGGAUCUUUCCUGCAAACUUUGUUACAUAUUGAUACUACUCUCUGGGUGUCUGACAGAAAAACAUCUGAAAGAACCAAUAUUGGGUAAAAUGAGUUUGGAACGUGGUUGUUCUG
Messenger RNA from Pundamilia nyererei, 1176 nucleotides. It is a transcript of the gene sh3yl1, whose product is annotated as SH3 and SYLF domain containing 1. Gene Ontology annotation, cellular component: ruffle membrane. The record is from RefSeq and is a predicted model, not a curated record. The transcript is spliced from 11 exons. Gene Ontology annotation, molecular function: phosphatidylinositol binding; protein binding. Lineage: Eukaryota; Metazoa; Chordata; Actinopteri; Cichliformes; Cichlidae. Gene Ontology annotation, biological process: regulation of ruffle assembly. The coding region runs from base 1 to 1095 and encodes 364 amino acids.